AUUCAUGCUAACGGAGCGUGUUCGGUCAAAGUGCGUUUUUUUUAGUAACUUUUAGAAAAAACAUUUUCCUAUUGGAUAGUGAAACAAUUGAAUUCAGUACGUAUCCUGCAUAAGAUACACAGUUUGUGAAUGUGCUUUAAAUCGGCGGCAAAAUUUGGAAAAAAAGUAGCAGCUCUAUUAUCAGCUGAUAUAUGACAUAUAUGAUUAAAAUAUGGCGAAGUUGACCCAUGCUGUGUGGAGUCUGUCUUCAAAUUUUGCGGCGAAUCGGUAUUUUUCUCGAUUGUUGACUUCAUCAUGGUGCAAUAUAUCUGUGGUUGCAUCAACUCAAGGAUUGUCAACGAAUGCUGCUGUCAAGUCCGAUGAUACUUUGAUUAUUAGUGAUAGUUGCGUGCAGCGCUUAAAAGAAAUAACAAGCGAUGGCACAUGUUUGAGAGUCACAGUGGAAGGUGGAGGUUGUUCCGGAUUUCAAUACAAAUUUGAUUUAGAUCAAAAUAUACACGAGGAUGAUAGAGUAUUUCAGAAAGAUGGUACUAAAGUGAUUAUAGAUACAACUUCUUUAGAAUAUGUGAAAGGGUCAACAAUUGAAUUUCAUACAGAAUUGAUAAGAUCUGCUUUUAGGAUAACAAAUAAUCCUUUAGCUGAACAGGGAUGUAGUUGUGGUGCUAGUUUUGCUAUUAAAGUCGAGUGAAUCAAGAUGGAGAUGUUUAUUCAAUCAGUUAGUUAAUUUUUAAUAUAAAUUUUUUAAAUUACUAUGUAAGAUUAAUUAUAAUUUUUUAUUUAUAAUUAAUUCAGUACACACAAAGUAAUGCAUAUAAUUGCUUUACCAUAUACAUUAAUUUUAUCACAACAUCUACUGUCAACAGUAGCUGUACAUUUUCUUACAUUUCUUUUAAUACAAUAAAGAAUAGUUUGCAAAUUUAUCAUUGCAGGUGUCAGUUUACAUUUUAGUUAUAAAUAAUUGUAUACAAGUAAUACCAAAAAACCACCUACGCUUUUAUUGAUGAAUUUAGGAUAGUAUAAUUUAUUGUGUACCAAAAGCUGUAAAUAAGUAUGAGCAAAUGGGAAUCGUUGCACAUAUAUGACAUAGAAGAAGAGUUAAACUUAAUAUAAAUCAUUCGUAAAAAGAACAAUGUCCUUGAUAAGGUUUUAUUUUGAUUUUAUAAAUAAUGUGAUAUUAAGUUAAAUAGCUCUUUAGCAUUAAAGAUCUUUACAGCUAAAGAUAUGAGUAUGCGCAAAAGUUUAUAAAUCACUGCUUAUCAGGUAUGAUCCGUAUAUGUACAUAAAAUUAUAUUUAUCAAUAACCAUGAUUAAAUCAUACCAUUGAUGGAA
Linepithema humile (Argentine ant) is the source of this 1329-nucleotide messenger RNA. RefSeq names its product iron-sulfur cluster assembly 2 homolog, mitochondrial. Gene Ontology annotation, cellular component: mitochondrion. The record is from RefSeq and is a predicted model, not a curated record. Gene Ontology annotation, molecular function: iron ion binding; 4 iron, 4 sulfur cluster binding; 2 iron, 2 sulfur cluster binding. Gene Ontology annotation, biological process: iron-sulfur cluster assembly. Lineage: Eukaryota; Metazoa; Arthropoda; Insecta; Hymenoptera; Formicidae.